AUGCAUGAAAUCGUCACCCUUCAGUUCGGCCAACAGAGCAACUAUCUGGGCACCCAUUUCUGGAACACUCAAGAAUCGUACUUUACGUACGACUCGCAGACCGAGUCGCCCGUUGACCAUGACGUGCACUUCCGGCCUGGCAUCGGCGCUGACGGCAGCGACACGUUCAUGCCGCGCGCCGUCAUCUACGAUCUCAAAGGCGCAUUUGGAAGUUUGAAGAAGAUUAAUGCGUUGUAUGAUCCAUUAGAAGAGGCUGAGACGAGUGCGGGAUUGUGGCAGGGUACCACAGUCCCUAUUCGCGCUGAACCAAUCGCACCAAGCACGUACACGCAGCAUAUGGAUGCAGGAUUGGAGCCACCGCAAUUGACCCCAGAGUCUGUACGGUACUGGUCUGAUUAUAGCCGCGUCUAUUUCCAUCCGAAGGGCCUGGUCCAGCUACAUGAGUAUGAACUUCAGAGCCGCAUCAUGCCGUUUGAGGCAUGGGACGCCGGCGGGGAGUUGUUUGGAGAACUGGACAAGGAGCAUGAUUUGCUUGAUCGUGAUUUGAGGCCAUUCAUCGAGGAAUGUGACCAGCUUCAGGCGCUGCAGAUGAUGACUGGCGUGGAUGAUGCUUGGGGUGGAUUCUCUUCACGCUAUGCCGAAAGACUACGCGACGAGUUUGGCAAGCUGAGCAUUUGGGUUUGGGCGCUAGAAGACGAAGAGAAGAAGGCAAGGGACAAGAAACUUCUAGCCCUCACCAACCGCGCUCGUUCGCUGUCUGCUCUCACGGAACAAGCAACAGCCUACAUCCCCUUGCUCGACCAACCCUCCAAGACACCGUCCUACCUUACAUACAGUCCCUCAUCCCGCUGGCACACAUCCGCCCUCCAAGCCGCAGCCUUGGAGUCAAUGACGCUGCCUUCACGCCUCAAGCCAGCAUCCCAGCGCCACACCUUUGCCGAAAUGGAAGCCGCCUUCAAUAACGGCGGCAACCGGCGCAUCGCCGAGCUGAGCAUGAGCGUCGCAGACCCAGAGGCGUUGACCGCACGGCUGCGCGAGGAAGAAGAAGCGGCGGAGAAGGCACGGGAGGCGAAGAUGGGGAAGCCAGGCGCUGGGAAGCCGCCUCGCCCGUCGCGCGCGUAUGAGGGUUUAGAUGAAGAAGAUGAUGAGAAUCAAGGGGCACGGGCGCUGGACGUGGAGUUUUUGGGCAUCGGGCCCGAGCAGGUUCAGCGGGGGAUGGGCGGCAGGAAGAAGAGAGUGCACGUGUUUGGGCGCGUGGACAGCCUGCGCGGAGACUGGGAGCAGGCGGAGAAGAUUGAGGAGCAGAACGCGAAGGCGCGCGACCGGUUCGCAGGAUCGAAGAUGGUGCAGCGCUACACAACCCCGCUCCUCUUCCCCCACCUCGACAGCUACCCCCCCAUCUUCAGGCUCAACAGCACAGCCGCAACCACGACGCGCGCGCUGGCCGUGCAAGCCUCGCUCGCGACCUCGACGGGCAUCACGGAGCGCGUGCGCGGCAUGGCCGCGCUGGUGGGCCGCACUGUCGCGCUUGACGAGCGCGAGGCCUUGUCUAAUGCGCUGCAGACGCUGCGCGAGGAGUAUGAGGAGGGCUGGGAUAGUGAGCUCGAUGAUAGUGGCGAGGACGACGAGUGACGGCGAGGACGGCGAGUGAAGGCAACGUUGGGUGAGUAAUUGUGUAUGCGGGGCGUGUGUGUGGCUGAGUGUUGGCGUGCUGGCGCGGGGUGGAUAAGAGGGGAGGCUUGAGGGGAAAGGAUGGUAGAGGGUGCGUACAUAGGAACCGUACCUUAAUCAGAAUUACGCGCA
This is a messenger RNA of Aplosporella prunicola CBS 121167, 1803 nucleotides long. RefSeq lists its product as uncharacterized. The record is from RefSeq and is a predicted model, not a curated record. The transcript has 6 exons. Gene Ontology annotation, cellular component: cytoplasm. Bases 1 to 1632 code for a protein of 543 amino acids. NCBI's taxonomy places the organism in Eukaryota, Fungi, Ascomycota, Dothideomycetes, Botryosphaeriales, Aplosporellaceae. Gene Ontology annotation, biological process: mitochondrion distribution.